AUGUUGACAGGGACGUUGCCAUCGGAGCUGUCUCAAAUUGCCGCCCUCGAAACCUUCCAAGGCCAAAACAACAACUUUACGGGCCCUGUAGUUCCAAACUGGGAGGCCAACCAGAGUUCCUCCGUCAUCGAGGAAUGGGAUGUGAGUGGGAAUCUUUUCGUGACGGGAGUUGUGACGCAGACGCUGUGUGGAGCCUGGAAGUUUACCUGUUCGGGCAUCUUGUGUGGGUGUGAUUGUCCCUGUCCCACGGCUGUGUAG
Messenger RNA from Seminavis robusta, 258 nucleotides. The record is from the annotation of a GenBank genome assembly. Lineage: Eukaryota; Bacillariophyta; Bacillariophyceae; Naviculales; Naviculaceae.